This is a messenger RNA of Lodderomyces beijingensis, 2757 nucleotides long. The record is from the annotation of a GenBank genome assembly. NCBI's taxonomy places the organism in Eukaryota, Fungi, Ascomycota, Pichiomycetes, Serinales, Debaryomycetaceae.
AUGUCCACGACGUUUGAAAUGAGAUUCGCCAACUCGGGCGCAGAGCGGACCUUCAUCCAAAAACUCCGCGACAAGAGCCCCCAAGACAUCCGCUUCCUCGACCACUACAACGGAGAGUAUUUCAGCUGUUUAGAACAGGACGCCGAUUUGAUCGCGGACGAGAUCUACAAGACGCGGUCGGUGAUCAAGACGCACAACGGCACGCGCUUCAUCACCAUCUCGCCCCAGGUGUUUGCCAACGUGUUGAAAUACGCCUUGUUGGACCAACGUAUGCGCGUGGAGAUCUACGAUGCCAAGAGAUACGAGUUGCUCGUGAGUGGCACUGCUGGAAAUUUGGACGCGGUGUCGGAAAAGUACGCCGUGAAUUUCGAGUUUCUGGAUUUUUCGAGCUCGAGCAUCGCGGCCGUCAAGAUUGUUGCCAACACGGUUGGGGUGUGUUUUAUCGAUGAUGGCGAGGACAAGAUUUGGCUCUGCCAGUUUGAGGAUAACGAAUUGCUCUCGCAUUUGGAGCUGUUGCUUGUCUCUGUUGGCGUCAAGGAGGUGUUGAUGACGCUGCUGAGCCAACUGGGAGAUAAUAAGAAAUUGGAAAAUGUGGUGAACAAGUUGGGCAAUGUUGUCGUGAGCACUUCCACUCAGUUCAACACCAAGAACGUUGAGCUGGACUUGUCAAAGUUGGUCGAAGAGGAGAAUUUGGAGAUGAGUUUGAGCGCCAAGGGGAUCAAAAUGAGUGAGUCUGGAGUGGCGUUUGCCUGUUGCAACGCGUUGAUCUCCUAUUUGGGCCUACUUGAAAAAGACGACUUGGGAAGUUUCCAAAUUGAUCAGUACGACUUGACGAGUUUUAUGAAGUUGGACUCGGCCACAAUCAAGGCGUUGAAUGUGUUUCCCGAGUUUAAAUCCUCCUCCAUCAAUUCGGUUUUCGAAUUGUUGAACAAAUGCAAAUCUGCGUGCGGCUCGCGAUUGUUGAGCCAGUGGUUGAAACAACCACUUACUUCAGUAGUAGAGAUUGAAGAGAGACAGCAGUUGGUUGGCUUACUCAUGAAUGAUGCCGGUUUGAGAGUCUCGGUCCAGGAUAUCCUUGGUCAGGUACCUGAUAUCAAACGACUACUCAAGAAAAUGAACAUUGGUAUGGCUAAAAACGGUCACGAUAAUCGGAAAUUGGAAGAUUUGGUGAGAUUGUACCAAUUGGUGUUGUUGCUCCCUGGUUUGAUCCAGCUUUUGCAAAAAAAUGGAGAUAGACGCGAGCUGGUGAACGAGUUGGUGGAGAAAUAUUGGCGCGAGCCCAUCCUGAAGCUGUACUCGUCACUAAGGAAGUUCCAAGAGUUGGUGGAAACCACGGUGGAUUUGAAAGGCUUGCACGAUUUGCACUCGAACUUUGAUAUUCGCCCCGAGUUUGAUGCUUCAUUGAUUGAAAUCAACGACAAGAAGAAUGACGCCAUGGACCAGAUCAAAAAUUUGCAUCUCGCCGCUGCCGAUGAUUUGAACAUGGAGGCGGAUAAGAAGUUGAAAUUGGAGCAACACCAAGUCCAUGGCUUUUGCAUGAGAUUAACGAGAACAGACUCGGUGGUGUUGAGAAAUAAUACUCGCACAUAUAUAGAGUUGCAGACGGUCAAAGCUGGAGUUUACUUCACCACUGCCGAGUUGAGGAAACAGGCCCAGGCGUAUGCGCAAGCGUGCGACGAGUACAACCACAAGCAACGGGAAUUAAUCCGGGAGGUGAUUUCAAUCUCGUUGACAUAUCUGUCUGUGUUGACUAAAUUGAGCUUGGACUUGGCCCAUUUGGAUGUGAUUAUGAGCUUUGCCACCGUGGCACUCGUUGCGCCCACUACAUUUGUCCAGCCCAAGAUGAUUCCACUCGAUUCUAAAGAGCGCAAGAUGCAAGUGAAAAACUCGCGGCAUCCGUUAUUGGAAGUUCAAGAUGAUGUUGACUUUGUCCCGAAUGACGUUGACAUUGAAGAGCAGUUUUUCAACAUCAUCACGGGCCCCAACAUGGGUGGCAAAUCCACCUAUCUCAAGCAAAUUGCCACCCUUGCACUCAUGGCCCAAGUAGGCUCAUUCAUCCCCGCGGAUGAUAAUGAUGGUACUAGCGAUGGUGUUGCUACAUUGCCAGUAUUUGACGCCAUCUUGUCGCGGGUGGGGGCAGGUGACUCCCAACUCAAGGGACUUUCCACUUUUAUGAUUGAAAUGUUGGAAACUUCGUCGAUUCUCGCUAGUGCCACGCUGAACUCGUUGAUAAUCAUCGACGAGUUGGGCCGCGGUACUUCGACCUACGAUGGCUUUGGUUUAGCGUGGUCGAUAUCUGAACAUUUGAUUCAACAAAAGCAGUGCAUCUGUAUAUUUGCUACCCAUUUCCAUGAACUUAACCAGUUGGCCAACAUCUACCCACAGCAAGUGAAAAACUUGCAUGUGGUUGCAUACGUGGAAAACAAAGAUGAUAUCACGUUGAUGUACAAGAUUGAGCCGGGCAUUUCAUCGAGGUCGUUUGGGAUCAAUGUGGCUGAAAUGGUCAAGUUCCCGGAAAAGAUUAUCCGCAUGGCCAAGCGCAAAGCCGAGGAGUUGGAAAACGACAAGAGCAAAAGAGUCGAGGACGUCGAUAUGGAUGCCAAUGAACUCAAGCUUGAGGUGGAGCAAUUGAAACUGGUGUUGAAGGAAUGGAGAAACAAGAAUCAGUAUGAUGUCGAAGAGGCAUCGCGCGAGUUGCACAAGCUAUUAGAUGAGAACUCCAACGGGUACAUCAAGGAGCUCAUUGCCAGUUUAUAA